Pyricularia pennisetigena is the source of this 1545-nucleotide messenger RNA. RefSeq lists its product as uncharacterized. Lineage: Eukaryota; Fungi; Ascomycota; Sordariomycetes; Magnaporthales; Pyriculariaceae. Gene Ontology annotation, molecular function: calcium:proton antiporter activity. Gene Ontology annotation, biological process: intracellular calcium ion homeostasis; calcium ion transmembrane transport. The record is from RefSeq and is a predicted model, not a curated record. The transcript is spliced from 4 exons. Gene Ontology annotation, cellular component: fungal-type vacuole membrane. Bases 100 to 1545 code for a protein of 481 amino acids.
UACAUAUAUAUACAUAUACAUUUCAACCCGCUAACCCCCUUACGCACUCCCUCCUCGAUACCAGCCUCUGUUAAUUUCGUUCGGGAGCUCCGCAACGCCAUGGCAAACUGGGCCAAGGUGAGCGGCCCCAAUGGCCAUACCGGCCCUGCCGGCGCCGGUAUUGUCCCCAACGGCAAUCGCACCCGUUCCUAUCAUGUAGACGAAGACGAUGAGAACACGCCACUCAUCCUACGCCCGGGUUCCUCCCCGGCCACGCCGGCCUGGAGGCGCUUCCUCUGGGACUGUCACCGUACCCCCGGUGACGACAGCUCCAACAUCUUUAUCAAGGCGUCAGCCAACACUUGGCACGUUGCCAAGAUCUCGCUGCUGAGCAGCCCUGUUAAUAUUCUAAUGGUCUUUGUGCCCGUUGGCAUCGUUGCGGGUGUAAUGCACUGGUCCCCGGCGUGGGUCUUUACGCUGAACUUCUUGGCCAUCAUUCCCCUGGCCGCCAUCCUCUCCUUUGCGACAGAGGAGAUCUCAGUCAAGCUCGGAGAGACCCUCGGAGGACUGAUCAACGCCACGUUCGGAAACGCCGUUGAGUUGAUUGUCAGCGUGAUCGCUCUCAAACAAGGGCAGAUCGAGGUGGUGCAGGCCUCGAUGCUGGGCUCGAUCCUCUCUAACCUUCUACUGGUCAUGGGCAUGUGCUUCCUCCUAGGCGGCUGGUUCAACAUGUACCAGGAGGGCACCGAUGUCGGCAAGGAGCAGGAGUUUGCAUCUGGCACCGCUCAGACGACCUGCUCGCUUUUGACUCUGGCAGCCGCCGCUAUGAUCAUUCCCGCCACGCUCUAUGGCGUUCUCAGCGAGCGCAAAGAUGACGGCAACGGCGGGUCAAACAAGGAAAGAGACGAUUCAAUCCUUCUCCUCUCACGCGGAACAUCGAUCAUCCUUUUGAUUCUUUACUGCAUGUACCUUUGGUUCCAGCUUCGUACGCAUAAGAACCUUUUCAGCGUCGAGACGCCCGAGUCCAGCGAGAUUGGCGACAUCGAGGCAAGCGAGCCGAAUGCCAUCAAGGACGAGGAGGAGGAGGAGGAGGACCACAUGACUUGGUGGGCGGCAGCCAUUGUGCUCGUCGUCGUGACGGUUGUCAUCUCGUUCUCGGCUGACUAUCUCGUCGAGUCUAUCGAGCCAAUCGUUGAGACGGGCGUCCUCUCGCGCUCCUUCAUCGGUCUGAUUCUGAUUCCUAUUGUGGGUAACGCCGCAGAGCACGUCACAGCCUGUGUCGUGGCGGUCCGCAACAAGAUGGAUCUCGCCAUGGGUGUCGCCAUCGGGUCCAGCAUCCAGAUUGCCUUGCUCGUUACCCCGUCGCUGGUCAUUACCGCCUGGGUGGCCAUGGACAACACGCCCAUGAGUCUGCGCUUCGACACUUUCCAGACGGUUGCGUUUGCGCUCUCCGUACUCGUUGUCACGUACACGGUACAGGAUGGCAAGUCCAACUAUCUUGAGGGUGCCAUGUUGCUUGGGCUUUAUAUUAUCAUCGCUUUGGCCUUUUAUGCAACCCCCAUCUGA